AUGGGGCCGUGUCGAGGAAGGUUGUGGUGGCCCGUGGUGGCUCUACUGGCAGCCGCAGCCGUCAGUGUUACCAACGCGCAGGUUAAUGCAGUCAACAGUCUGAAUAAAGCACAAAAUGGGAGAGAAAGCUCAAAGCUGUCUCCUCUUGGACAUCACCAGUUGCAUGAUGACCCUAAUCAUCUCGUUGAAAAUGACAAAACCAGGCUGAACCAAAAGGAAGAAAAUCCUCAUGUCAUCAAUGCUGGCCACCAGCCUUUGACCUUUGUAAAACAUGCUCAUAAGAGAAGGGUAAUCUCUAAAAGGGAAGCGAAAAAACCAAAGAACACAAAGAGAAGAGUGAAGUUCAACAAGAAGGAGUUUGAAAAGAAGCUUCAACAGCAGGAAAAGGAAGAAAAAGAAUCUGGUGUGGCUAAAGAUGAAUCAACAGUGGAUACGUCAGAAGUUCUGUCUUCCUCAAAUUCUUUGAUUCCAGAGUUCUCAGAUCUCUACAUGCCCUGGAAUCUCCCUCCGCGACCGACCAAGUCCAGGAUGCCGAAAAAGUCGGAAGCCAAGUCUCACCCCUCUGAAAUUUCAACUUGUGAAGACCCGACGGAAGAAAUGUAUGACCCGCCAAAACGAUACGAAAAAGAAGUCAUCUUUGAAGACUGAUUUCUACUUAACAAAAUAUUUUGAUACGUUUAAUAACAUAAGUUUUUAAUUACAGUUU
Macrosteles quadrilineatus (aster leafhopper) is the source of this 706-nucleotide messenger RNA. RefSeq lists its product as uncharacterized. NCBI's taxonomy places the organism in Eukaryota, Metazoa, Arthropoda, Insecta, Hemiptera, Cicadellidae. The transcript has 7 exons. Bases 1 to 648 code for a protein of 215 amino acids. The record is from RefSeq and is a predicted model, not a curated record.